Messenger RNA from Seminavis robusta, 2845 nucleotides. NCBI's taxonomy places the organism in Eukaryota, Bacillariophyta, Bacillariophyceae, Naviculales, Naviculaceae. The record is from the annotation of a GenBank genome assembly.
AAAAGAUCUUAUCCUCAGCCCUAAUGAUCAAUCUUCCUCAAAGAUACCGUUCAGCCAACAGCCAAACAUCGCAACUUCGAAAGCAACAGUUAGUUUGACAAGCAUUUGAUAGUUAGUACCAGGUACCGGUACCAGGUACAGCCGUAUCACCAUCAUCACUAUGUUGUCUGCCGCCAGCAGUGAAUCGUUGCGCAAGGAACUAGAAGCAACUUGGCAAUGGAGGAUUGACACCGAUCCCGAAUUGGCAGCUGCCUUGGGGUUUCUCUCACAGCGACGAUCGACGCAUUCGUUGGAUCCCCGAUCGCUGGAAUCCUUUCGGCAACGAGAAGCUUGGUUGCGCCAAGCGCUGCAGCGGUUGGAGACCCAUGUGAACAGAGACGAAUUAGCCAAUGACCAAGAAAAGCUGUCGUAUGAUCUCUACCAAAAGCAAUUGGCGGAUUAUGUCACAUUUACGCCCAAGCACAAGGCAUAUCUGUGUUGUGUCAAUCGACUUGAAGGACCUCAGACAGAUCUACCUCUGUAUGCUCGAUACUUGCCCGUCAAGACAACCGCUCAGCGACGGUUUUACAAAUCGUUUCUACAAGCCAUUCCCAAGCAGUUGGAAGAAGUCAUGGACUUGCUACGGAACGGUUUGCUAGAAAACAGGACACCGGCCAAAAUCUCUUUGGAAGGGGUGGUGGAGCAGGUUCGGUCCAUGGUGGACAGUGGUCUUACAGCCUUUUCCGAUCCAUUCCAAGAUGCCUUUCCACAAGAAGAAAAGGAUCAAGAGACAGAAUGCAUGGGUCUCGUCAAUGGAGCUGUUCAAGAGGCAUUUACCAAAUUUGCAGACUUUUUGGAAAACGAUUACAUACCCAAUUUGCGGGAAGAAAUCAGUGCUACCAAAGGAUAUCCCGAUGGCGCUCAAUACUAUGCCGACUGCUUGGAGUUUCAUACGACAACAAACUUGACUCCCGAGCAAGUCCAUCAGUUGGGAUUGGAUGAAGUGGCAAGAGUACGAACCGCCAUGGAAUCCAUUGCAUCAAAAGACGGAUUCGACGGAAAGCUAGACGACUACUUGGAGCAUUUGAGAGUGACACAAGACUACACGCCACAAUCUCCACAAGCCUUAUUGGCACAUUUUCGAAAUCUUGUCGGCGUCAUUGCCCCCGCGAUGCUCAAGCUCUUUCAUGUUACUACCUUGCCCAGAAUGCCGCUUUCGAUUGUGGAAACGCCGCCAGCCAGUGCUCCCAUGGCUCCUGCUGCUUACUACUUGGCUGGGUCCUCGGAUCGAGCCGCUCCACGUCCUGGAACCUUCUAUGUCAAUACUUCGGAACUCGAGACGCGAAGAACGUAUGAAUGUGAAGCAUUGACGCUCCACGAAGCAACACCGGGACAUCACACACAAGCUGCCAUCCAGGGUGAGGCAGACAUUCCAGAUUUUCGCCGCUACCAAGAAGAUCGCCGUUAUUUUGAAGCACCCUGUCGUUUCCCAUUUUACACUGGAUACAUUGAAGGUUGGGGGUUGCACUGUGAAACGCUUGGCGAAGAACUGGGUUUGUACCAACGACCGUCCGAUCGCAUGGGACAGCUGUCCAUGGAGGCGCUCCGGAGCUGUCGAUUGGUAGUAGACACUGGCAUGCAUGCGCUGGGAUGGACCAAGGAUCAAGCCUUGAAAUUCAUGUUGCAAAACACAGCAAUGGGGGAACACGAUGCAGCCCAAGAAACGGCACGGUACAUUACGUGGCCCGGUCAAGCGACAGCUUACAAGGUCGGCGAACGCUUUCUGUUCCGGUUGCGAUCCAAAGCCGAAGCAGAGCUAGGAGACAAGUUCGAUCCGCGAGACUACUACGACGUCGUCCUGACGUGUGGAGCCGUUCCUCUCGAUACUCUCGAAGCUCUUGUGGACCAAUAUAUUGAACAAACGAAGCAAGGGAAACAGCAAGAGAGCGCCAAACAGGCUUCGAAUGAAGCGACGACAACAGGCAUGUCCGCGGACGCGGGCUUUUUGGAAUCCAUGACCUUUGCAAAUUGGUGCAAGUGCUGCGUAGUCCCAGGAUCAUGCCAAACGGCUUGAAGUUGACGACAGUGGAGUUGCGGGGAAUGGGCUCUUGAAGGGGUUCCUUUGGUUAGUUACCAGCAAGUGGAGUAAAUCUUCCACUUUGAGUCAUGCUUCCGAAUUACUCAAUCUUCCAUAUUGUGUCAUUCUUCCAAAUUACAUCAUCACUGGUACUGAUUUCUACGCGUUUUUACGUAGAUCCUUUCCAGAUUGCGUCAUUCUUCCAGAUUGUGUCAUUCUUCCAGAUGGUGUCAUUCUUCUAUUUUCAGUCAUUCUUCCAAAAGAAAACAGUGAACUGCCUGAUGAAGAUGUAAAACAGGUAUUCCCGCAACUCCAGUCGUCACGAUGCGCUUGCACAAACCAGAAACAAUGUGCUAAUAUGUGCUCACCAGAGCGGUCUGCAGGUUGAAGACGAGCUCCGUGCAAGGCGCGGCAAUAACACGAUGAUUUAGAAUGCCCCGAUUCACAUCCCCGAGAGUAGCCUUCGAGCAACUAGGACUCAUAAAUCAAUUCAGUUGCUUCCGUAAUGAUACCAGGUAAACACAGACCUGAUCAAGGCAAAUCUGAACGAUGGACGCCUUGAGGUCUGUUGUUGUAGCCAAACGAACGGAACAGGAGUCCGCUUAGGCAUUGCUUCCUGCUCGGUUUUCCUGGAUUGCUGCCUGGUAGUUAGCUGCUUGCUCGAUGGCUCUGGCCUCUUGCGUUUGCUUGACUGCUCUGAUGUUGUGUUUUCCGUCUCAAAGAUGCUACCAGGUGGGCGCUGAGAGAGUAGACUAGCCUAAAGGAACUAGAAUGGAUUUUCGUACUGGU